Penicillium pulvis is the source of this 1491-nucleotide messenger RNA. RefSeq lists its product as uncharacterized. The record is from RefSeq and is a predicted model, not a curated record. Gene Ontology annotation, biological process: oxalate metabolic process. Lineage: Eukaryota; Fungi; Ascomycota; Eurotiomycetes; Eurotiales; Aspergillaceae. Bases 1 to 1491 code for a protein of 496 amino acids. The transcript is spliced from 2 exons.
AUGGGGGUUUCGCCUUCUCUUAAAUUUUGUCUCAAGGCUUCCUUGGUGUCCCUCUUACUCGGCAUUUGCCAGCCCAGUAUCGCCCUUCCUCAUGACUCCAGUCCUUAUGGUUGGGCAUCUGCUGCCGGUAAUGAUGACUCUUCCACAAGGAGUCCUCUUCGAGGUGACUCGGCUCUCCUGGGCGUUGUCCAGAAUGAAGUGAAUCCCGAAAAUAGCGCCGCGGUUCCUGAGUCUGAAUAUCAGCUCGCUCCUGGUCAAGCUGCCGAUGCAGAUUUAGGGAUACCUUUUACCUUCGAUAAUGUCGCCCACCCCCAGCCUGUCCGAGGUGACCUUGGCUCCACAGACCCCGGUCCUCGAACAUACGCAUAUGACCGCCUGAAUCCUAGUACCUUUGCACCACCAGGAUCAGAUAGCGGUGAAGUGACACAGGGCAAGUGGCCACUAGGCCUGUCUCACAAUCGUAUCCUCCCAGGUCACGCAGGUUGGUCUCGGCAAGAGAACACCGACGUUCUCCCCGGAGCAACGACUAUGGCAGGAGUGGACAUGAAAUUAGCACCCUGGGCAUACAGAGAGCUGCACUGGCACCAAGCAAAUGAGUGGAGCAUCAUCCUGAAUGGGAGUGUCCGAGUCCAGGCAAUGAACGAAGACGGCCAAACUUUUACGGACGAUUUAACUGCCGGUGACGUCUGGUACUUUCCAUCAGGAGUACCUCAUUCCCUUCAAGCACUAGAUGAAGGAGCCGAGUUCAUGCUUGUUUUCGACCAAGGCGACUUCAGUGAUGAGGGUACAGGUUUAAUCACCGAGAUGUUUCUGCGCAACCCAAAGGAGGUUCUGUCAAAAAACUUUCAGGCUCCUGUUUCAGAUUUUGAUGACCUUCCACAAGACCAAUUGUACAUUUUCAAUGGGACGCCCGCGCCGAAGGACGUUAAACAGCAAACUGUUAUAGGGCCCGGUGGUGUGCUCUCUGGCGAUCAGAGCUAUACCUAUCAUUUGUCUAAACAGGAGGCAUAUGAGACACCUGGUGGAAGCAUCAAGAUCAUCGACCCUGUGAGCUUUCCAAUUGCCAAAAUGUUCAGCGCGGCCCUCGUUACGAUCAAACCGGGUGCGAUGCGGGAAAUUCAUUGGCAUGGUACCAGUGACGAAUGGGGCUUUUUUCUUGCCGGGCAGGCGAGGGUCAGUGUUUAUGAAGCACCUUCAGCCGGAGCAAGCAUAGAUUUCUCUGCAGGUGACAUUAGCUAUGUCAAGGCAACGGCAUCACACUAUAUUGAAAACACUGGCAUCGAGGAUGUUGUUUUUCUGGAGAUGCUUCAAGCACCUCGCUUCUCUGAUAUCUCAGUUGGUCAGUGGUUGAAGCUCACACCGAAACAGAUUGUCAAGGAUACUCUGCAUCUGCCGGACAGUCUGUUGGAUAAUCUUUCCCCUAAUAAGCAAUAUGUUGUGCAAGGGAAUCGAAAUCUGACAGCAGUUGCGGAUGGAUCUGAUAUUGCAUGA